AUGAACCGACCUCCUAGCCCGCCCUCGCCAUUGCUGACCCCAGAGGAAGGACCAGCCAUGAAUAACUCAGGUUUCCAGCGCAUCCAUGAACGGGAGUCCAUUGAUAAGGUCUCGAUGAUAUCAGAAACUUACGAGACCUACGAGAUGUCAACCCCAGACCUUCAGGUUGAGGAAGGACUCCCAGCGAAGAAGAAGUAUGGACCUACAGAUCUGAGACGCGCUCUGAGUGAGCGGCACGUCAACAUGAUAGCAUUCUCCUCAACAGUUGGAAUAGGUUGUUUCCUGCAGUCCGGCAAAAUUAUAAAUCAGAUAGGGCCAGGUGGUGCUUUGAUAGCGUACUUCAUCAUGGGCACGGUGGUGUGGUCUGCCAUGGCAUCUCUGGGAGAGAUGACCGCGCUCUUUCCUAUUCGUCAGCCUAUAAUCGACUUUCCUAGCCGUUAUAUCGACGAAUCGGUCGGCUUUGCCACAGGAUGGAUGGCCUGGCUCGCAUUCUCGUUCCUCAUCGGCGUGGAGCUCAGUGUCGUGGCCGAGUUAUUCCAUUUCGGAUUCUCCAAGGAGUACCUGCAAAGCUUCAACUAUCCCCAGGAAACUCUACAGUGGACAUUCGGUUUGAACACGAACCCAAACGUAUGGGUCGCGAUCUUGCUAGUGGUGAUAUUUCUCAUGAACCUCUUGCCGAUCAGAGUCUACGGCGAAAUCGAAUACUUCUUUGGGUGCAUCAAGAUCGUUGUGAUGGUUGGACUCAUCAUGUUCAACCUCAUCAUCAACGCACUGAGUGUGAGCGAGGGACGCCAAUCCAGCGCCUUCUCUAACUACAACUCCCCCAACGGGUUCUUCUCUAGUCAAGUGACCGUUGGAGAGCACACGUUCACUGGAUCCACCGGUCAUCUGCUUGGAAUGUGGUCUUCGAUGACGACUGUGUUCUUCUCGCUGCAGUCAAUGUACACGGUCUCCGUCACUGCGGCUGAGAACAAGAACCUUGAGCAGGAUGAAUCGAUCAAGCUUGCGACUCGGAAGAUAUCCCUUCGAGUCAUCCUGCUGUACAUGCUGCUUGUGUUCACAGUCGGUCUCAACGUGCCAUCCACAGAUAUCAAUCUCCAGGAUUCCCACAUUACCUCAAUCAAAGCCGGGCAGAACAGCCCGUUCAUAAUUGCAAUGGUUCACCGAGGCGUCACAGGCUGGCCGCACCUGAUCAACGCCUUCUUUAUCUUUUCGGCCUUCUCGGUGUCGGUCAAUGCCUUGUAUAUCUCAUCGCGACUGCUCCACUCGAUGGCCAACAUUCGCAACGUCUGGCCCGAGAGCGGAUUUGGCUAUGCUAUCAAGAGCCGACUGGAGAAGACUACGAGGCACGGAGUACCACUGCCUGCAGUCUGCGUGACGUGGCUGUUCGGUCUAUUCGGCUUCCUCGGCGGGACUCCAGGUCCAGCUCAAGUUCUAGGAAGAAUGUCUACCUACUCGAGCUGCACACUCAUGAUCGUCUACGCCGUCGUCAGUCUGGCAUUCCUUAGCUUCAAGAAGCGUACAGUUGAUGGCAGCGAAGACGACCCGGUGAUUGUUCAGACCAAUAACGGCACCUACCUCAACCGGAAUGCGGGUGACUAUCCGUACAAAUCGCAUCUUCAGUGGAGCCGAGCAAUGUACGGCUUCAUAGCCUGCGUCCUCGUCCUGUUCUUCUCGGGCUGGAAGUCGUUCCUGACACCCUUUUCGGUGCAAGAUUUUUUCGCGACAUAUAUGAAUGUGUUCGUGUUCUUUUUCCUGAAACAGAUCUCGGCCUACCAUAUUAAGGAUCAGCAGGGAUGGAAUCCUCUGAAGUGGACUAGGAGAGUGACGAUGGAUAUCAACAACCCCACGGUGACCAAAGAGAAGGACUUCCGGCGACGUAAAGGCCGCCUUCAUCGUGCAAAUAAAAAGAAGGUGUUCUGCAAGGAGAACGCGGCGCGAGUUGGGGGAUUCAUUUGGACAUGGUUGAAGUAA
Molecule: messenger RNA, 1974 nt
Organism: Cyphellophora attinorum
Lineage: Eukaryota; Fungi; Ascomycota; Eurotiomycetes; Chaetothyriales; Cyphellophoraceae
Product: Lysine-specific permease
Exons: 5
Coding region: 1-1974 (657 amino acids)
Biological process (GO): amino acid transmembrane transport
Cellular component (GO): membrane
Molecular function (GO): amino acid transmembrane transporter activity
Source: RefSeq, a predicted model, not a curated record